Quercus robur (English oak) is the source of this 2357-nucleotide messenger RNA. Its product is annotated as V-type proton ATPase catalytic subunit A. Bases 240 to 2111 code for a protein of 623 amino acids. Gene Ontology annotation, cellular component: plant-type vacuole; proton-transporting V-type ATPase, V1 domain. Gene Ontology annotation, biological process: ATP metabolic process; proton transmembrane transport. The transcript is spliced from 20 exons. The record is from RefSeq and is a predicted model, not a curated record. Gene Ontology annotation, molecular function: ATP binding; ATP hydrolysis activity; proton-transporting ATPase activity, rotational mechanism. NCBI's taxonomy places the organism in Eukaryota, Viridiplantae, Streptophyta, Magnoliopsida, Fagales, Fagaceae.
AUCACUCUCCCCCUCUCUCUCUCUCUCUCUCUCUCUCUCUCUAUCUACAUCUCUCUCUUCCUUUUAAGUUUCUGUCGUUUUGUAUAUAAUUCGAUCCAAAACCUUUUUCAGAAUCGGAAAGAGGGACUUCUCUGUUUCUCGUCCAAUCCUCUGUCUGUCUGUCGAGUUUAGUUUAGUAAAACACUCUCUCAGAUCUUCAAAUUUUCCGAUCCCAUAUUGUUAACAAACACAACACAACCAUGCCGGCCGUGUACGGAGCUCGAUUGACAACGUUCGAAGAUUCGGAGAAAGAGAGCGAAUACGGUUAUGUCCGAAAGGUAUCCGGACCUGUCGUCAUCGCAGAUGGCAUGGCUGGGGCUGCAAUGUAUGAGCUUGUCCGUGUUGGGCACGAUAAUCUUAUUGGUGAGAUCAUUCGGUUGGAAGGAGAUUCUGCUACCAUCCAGGUUUAUGAGGAAACAGCUGGGUUGACAGUGAAUGACCCUGUUCUACGGACACACAAGCCUUUAUCAGUGGAGUUGGGACCUGGAAUAUUGGGAAAUAUUUUUGAUGGAAUUCAGAGGCCUUUGAAAACUAUUGCAAAAAUAUCCGGUGAUGUCUAUAUCCCGCGUGGAGUGUCUGUUCCUGCUCUAGACAAAGAUAUACUUUGGGAAUUCCAGCCUAAAAAGAUAGGUGAGGGAGAUGCUAUAACGGGCGGAGACUUGUAUGCUAGCGUCAUUGAAAACAGUCUAAUGCAACAUCAUGUUGCACUUCCUCCUGAUGCAAUGGGAAAAAUUACUUAUAUUGCACCACCUGGUCAAUAUUCGCUGAAGGAUACUGUCUUAGAGCUUGAGUUCCAGGGUGUCAAAAAGCAAUUUACCAUGCUUCAGACUUGGCCUGUACGUACACCUCGGCCUGUUGCAUCAAAACUUUCUGCUGAUACCCCUCUGCUUACUGGUCAGCGUGUUCUUGAUGCCCUUUUCCCCUCAGUUCUUGGUGGGACUUGUGCCAUACCUGGGGCUUUUGGUUGUGGCAAAACAGUCAUUAGUCAAGCUCUUUCUAAGUACUCUAACUCUGAUACUGUAGUUUAUGUUGGUUGUGGAGAACGAGGAAAUGAAAUGGCAGAGGUUCUUAUGGACUUCCCUCAAUUGACAAUGACAUUGCCUGAUGGCCGUGAAGAAUCUGUCAUGAAGCGUACAACCCUUGUGGCCAACACUUCAAACAUGCCAGUGGCUGCGCGUGAGGCUUCAAUUUAUACAGGGAUCACAAUAGCUGAAUACUUCAGAGAUAUGGGAUACAAUGUCAGCAUGAUGGCAGAUUCAACAUCUCGAUGGGCAGAAGCAUUGCGUGAAAUUUCUGGACGGCUGGCAGAAAUGCCCGCAGAUAGUGGAUAUCCUGCCUACCUGGCAGCACGUUUGGCCUCAUUUUAUGAACGUGCUGGUAAAGUAAAAUGUCUUGGUAGUCCAGAACGUACUGGUAGCGUCACAAUUGUUGGUGCUGUUUCUCCCCCUGGAGGUGAUUUCUCAGAUCCUGUGACAUCUGCAACGCUUGGCAUUGUUCAGGUUUUCUGGGGUUUGGACAAAAAACUUGCCCAGAGGAAACAUUUCCCUUCUGUAAACUGGCUUAUUUCAUAUUCAAAGUACUCAGGGGCAUUGGAGUCUUUCUAUGAUCAAUUUGAUCCAGAUUUUAUUAACAUCAGGACAAAGGCCCGUGAGGUGCUGCAGAGAGAGGAUGACCUGAAUGAAAUUGUCCAGCUUGUAGGAAAGGAUGCUUUAGCUGAAGGAGACAAGAUUACCCUAGAGACUGCUAAGCUUUUGAGGGAAGACUAUCUUGCUCAGAAUGCUUUUACUCCAUACGACAAAUUCUGCCCUUUCUACAAGUCUGUUUGGAUGAUGCGCAACAUUAUCCAUUUUUUUAAUUUGGCCAAUCAGGCGGUGGAGAGAGGAGCUGGUAUGGAUGGUCAAAAGAUUUCUUAUACCCUUAUCAAACAUCGAUUGGGAGAUCUCUUUUACCGUUUAGUGUCUCAGAAAUUUGAGGAUCCGGCUGAAGGAGAAGCAGCUCUUGUGGCCAAAUUCAAUAAGUUAUAUGACGACCUGACCAAUGGUUUCCGCAACCUUGAGGAUGAAACUCGGUGAUUAAAUGUCCUAAAUGUAUGAUUUAUUAUCAAUUGUCAAAGUGGCAGUUAUAUCCUUGGAUUGAGUUUCUGUUUUUCACUUUUGUAUGGAGAACUGCUGUGUUGUUAGGUAUAUCUCUAGCGAAUUCUCUGCUUGUAUGGGAUUUGUUUUAGGUGGGGCUUAUAGCUAUAAUUUUUGUUAUGUAUUCCAAUAAUUACCUUGUGUUAUUUAUUGAUAAAUAAGAAAAGAUACACCGUUUUGUUGUUA